Lethenteron reissneri (Far Eastern brook lamprey) is the source of this 1617-nucleotide messenger RNA. RefSeq names its product 6-pyruvoyl tetrahydrobiopterin synthase-like. The record is from RefSeq and is a predicted model, not a curated record. Gene Ontology annotation, molecular function: 6-pyruvoyltetrahydropterin synthase activity. Gene Ontology annotation, biological process: tetrahydrobiopterin biosynthetic process. Gene Ontology annotation, cellular component: mitochondrion. NCBI's taxonomy places the organism in Eukaryota, Metazoa, Chordata, Hyperoartia, Petromyzontiformes, Petromyzontidae.
AGGCGCAUGCGCGUGCGGACACCACCGCAGCCACCACGAGUCGGAACCCACAGCACACGGCGUGGAAACCGCACGGACCUCACUCCUCCUCCUCCCUCCGUCCUCCUCGGAGGAGGAAGAGGAAACACUCCUCCGCCAUGCAGGCAGCGGCGAGCGAACCGAGAGGAAGAAUCGCGCGUGUGACCAGGAUAGAGAGCUUUAGCGCCUCGCACAGGCUGCACAGCCCACUGCUCUCGGAUGAGGAAAACCUCAAAAUAUUCGGAAAGUGCAACAACCAAAACGGCCAUGGCCACAACUAUAAAGUUGAAGUCACUGUGCGUGGAAAGAUUGACCAUGCCACCGGAAUGGUCAUGAACAUUGUUGACUUAAAAGAGGCUAUGCAAGAAGCUAUAAUGAACCCAAUGGACCACAAAAAUCUGGACAAGGAUGUGCCUUAUUUUAAAGAUGUUCCAAGCACGACUGAAAACGUGGCGGUGUUUGUCUGGGAGAACCUGCGGAAGCUUCUGCCGGAGGGCUCCCUCUUUGAGGUGAAAAUCCACGAGACCGACAAGAAUGUGGUGGUCUAUCGCGGCGAAUGAGCCGUGUCGUGCCGCAGCCUCGAAGCAACUCUGCAGACGCCGUGACUCCCCCCUGGCCCCCACACUGAGCACACGCACACACACACGCAGCGCACACACGGAGUGUCCUGGCGGGGGAUUGCCUGACACGACGGGUUUUCAUCCGAGGUUUCCUGGUGCCAGGAGAUUGGCCAACCCUCACAGGACAGGUCACAUUGCUGUUCACAAGGCCAGCCACAAUGAGUCAUUCACGACAUCAGGAGGGGCUGGAGUGGAAUAUUAAGUGAGAAGAGCAGACCAUGAGGUCAGGGGAUCACGGCGCCAUGACCCCCCUGACCCCCAUACCGAAUAAACGCUCGCAGGGUGUAUAUUCGCCAGCCGGGCGUAAUUCCGUAUUAACAAGGGUAAUAAAUAAAUGGGCUGUAAUCACAGGUAGGCGCACAAUUGGCCACGCGGUACAACGAGACCCCGGGUUUUGUAAGUGAGGGUGAAGAUUAAAUAAAAGCGUGUAAAAAGGGAGCCCGAGGCGAUUCCUGAGGCACGGGCGCACGUUAAGAGAUAAUCGUCCGCAGGUGCGAGCGCGUCCGUGUACCCCGCCUGCGUUAGCGGUAGCUGUGGUGUGCACGGGUGUGUGGUUCAACUCCGUGUGGCUACGAGCCAGCCGCACGAGUAUGUCCCGCAGGGCGCCAGCGCGGGGGGCCCGAUCACUCGGUCGGCGGGGGCCCGGCUGGAGGGAGCAGAACGGGCGGAAGUCGCGCCCCACCUGCCUAGCGAGGGCGGUGGGGUGGACCUCAGGCCCCACAGCUGCAGCCUGCAAUGUCCGAAGCAAAAAAAAUGCGCGUGAGCCUCGUUCUUCGCACGAUUGUCAUUCGCCGAAUGAUUUUAUCGCAUGACUUUUAGACGGAGCACUAGGUACGUACAGUCCUGUGAUAUAUUGAAAAUGUUGUAAUGUGUUUAAUUAUUUUUUUACACACUUUUAUUUAACUAGCUCUGUUUAUAUUUUUUCAAAUCUUUGACGCUUAAUGUCUUCGGGUCUACGAAGUCUAAGCGAGCUGACAUU